Molecule: messenger RNA, 1698 nt
Organism: Trichophyton verrucosum HKI 0517
Lineage: Eukaryota; Fungi; Ascomycota; Eurotiomycetes; Onygenales; Arthrodermataceae
Exons: 4
Coding region: 1-1698 (565 amino acids)
Biological process (GO): proteasome-mediated ubiquitin-dependent protein catabolic process
Cellular component (GO): GID complex
Molecular function (GO): protein binding
Source: RefSeq, a predicted model, not a curated record
AUGAGACCAGACGGUGGCCCUUCCCCUUCCAAUUCGAACGGUUUUACGUCCGUCUCGAACGGUGCCUCAAGCUCCCUUCAAAAGCCGCCCCUUCCAAAUUCCCCUGCUGGAAAACAGUCGCAAGCCGAAUAUCAGGAUGCCACCAUGUCGAACGGAUCAUCUCCCCUAUCCCCUACAUACCGCGGCCACGACCGGGAGGAAGUUACGAGGAUACUGAUACAGAGUCUAUACGAGCUGGGUUACCACCAGGCUGCUUCUACCUUGACAGCUGAGAGCAAGUAUGAGCUUGAGAGUCCCGGUGUAGCUGCUUUUAGGACUGCCAUAUUGGGCGGAGACUGGAAUGAGGCCGAGAGGAUACUCCUGAGCUCCUUUUGCCCCGAUGGGGAUGCUGGAGAACUAGACGGCGUAACUGGUAAACAGCUUGCCAAACGAGAUGGCCUUGUCCUGGCCAGUGGUGCCAACGAAAACGAGAUGUUGUUCUGCAUAAGGCAACAGAAGUUCCUCGAGCUGCUCGAUCGACGGGACCUGACAACGGCUUUGGUUGUCCUACGCCAGGAACUCACACCAUUGAACCAUGAUAUCACACAACUCCACGCUCUUUCGAGUAUUCCUGAGCUAAUAUCUAUCUCGCUAUCACUGAUAUUAACCUUAUGCCCAGGGUCUAUCUCUCCUUCCGUCAUGAUACCAGAUCACCGAUUAGCAGUCCUGCUUGACCAAGUAAAGCAAACCCAAAUAAAUAACUGUCUAUAUCACAACACCGCAGUGUCUCCUUCCUUGUAUUCGGAUCACUUGUGUGAUAAAAGCGGUUUCCCACUCCGGACGGCGUUCGAGCUCAGUCACCACACCAAUGAGGUUUGGUACCUGGAAUUCUCCCACGAUGGAACCAAACUUGCCACAACAAGCCGCGACUGCACGGUUUUGAUAUAUGACUCUACAACCUUUGAAAUAAUACAUCGGUUGACGGAGCACAGUGAGCCCGUUGCUUACGCUACAUGGAGCCCAGACGAUACCAAGUUAAUCACUUGUUCUCAAGACUUCAAGGCUAAAUUGUGGGAUGUUCCGAGUGGAACUUGUCUUUUGACAAUUGAACAUCACCAUGCACCAAUCACAUCCGCAUCAUGGGCUCCAGAUGGAGAGUCCUUCGUCACAGGUUCUCUCGAUAGCCAGUCUCAGCUCUGCCAUUGGAGUGUCCCCCAUAAAUCCCUACUAUAUACCUGGCCUGGUCAAUACCGGGUCCGCGACUGUGCUAUAACUCCGGAUGGCAAACGACUGAUUGCCAUCUCUCUGCAAAAGAGAAUUUAUGUUUACAACUUUAUAACCCGCGAGGAAGAGUACAGCGUUCUCCUCAAACUGGAUCUCACUUGUCUGAGUGUUAGCGCUGACUCGCGGUUUAUGCUCGUUAACAUGUCUGAAAACGAAGUGCAGCUCCUUGAUAUCGAGACAGCAGAGGUGGCUCGACGAUUUUUGGGUCAGAAGCAAGGCAAUUUCCUUAUUCGAAGCGCUUUUGGCGGAGCUGCUGAGAAUUUUGUUGUCAGUGGCAGUGAAGAUGCGAAAAUCUACAUCUGGCAUAAGGAGAACAGUCGACUUGUUGAGUCCCUGGAAGGCCAUGUUUCUGGCUGCGUCAAUGCAGUCGCCUGGAAUCCAACUGAUCCUGGAAUGUUUGCGUCGGCUGGAGAUGAUCGCAAAGUCAGAGUGUAA